This is a messenger RNA of Argiope bruennichi, 1384 nucleotides long. RefSeq lists its product as uncharacterized. Gene Ontology annotation, molecular function: potassium channel regulator activity. Gene Ontology annotation, biological process: regulation of potassium ion transport; regulation of muscle contraction. The transcript has 3 exons. The record is from RefSeq and is a predicted model, not a curated record. Gene Ontology annotation, cellular component: striated muscle dense body; plasma membrane. Bases 308 to 1384 code for a protein of 358 amino acids. NCBI's taxonomy places the organism in Eukaryota, Metazoa, Arthropoda, Arachnida, Araneae, Araneidae.
UGCAAAUGAGACAUAAUUUUUCAUUCAAAUGAUAUCAAAUAAAAAACCAAGAGCACAAAUAAUCUGAAUCGAAUCGUAUAUGUUUAUAUUUCGAAGUACUCGAUAAGAUAGUUAUGCGGCAGUUAUGAAAAACUUUCAUAACCAGUAGAUUUAAAUUAUACAUGAAGUGUUAAACGUUGUCGCUGUUGCAAUUGAAACGAUGCGGAAAAUUUGAAUCAUUACGCAUAAUGCAUUUUCCCCAUUUCAUCAUAUGCUGCAAGAGAUUCUGAGAAACAUUUCACAGUCUUAAUUACCCAAUUACCCAAGCAUGGAAUACCCUCAACAAAACACAAACUUCAGCAAAUUAAGAAUCAUUAAAAAUUUGAUUGUAAUAUCCGUAUCAUUCCUUUUGUUGUUCACUGCUUUCAGUGGUUUAGGCAUGCUGCAAACGACGAUGAAUAAAGAGAAAGGCACCGCUGCUCAAGCUGUCCUAUACCUUUCUAACGGAAUAUCGUCAUUAUUAUUUUCUUGUUACCUAGUCAGAAAACUUGGUACUAAGAAUGCCCAACUUGUGGGCAUGAUUCUAUAUUUACCUUACAUUGCAUCAAAUUUCUAUCCUUCAUGGAUUACUCUUGUGCCAUCAGCAGCCAUGAUUGGCAUCGGUUGCGCACUGCUUUGGGGAGCUCAGUGCACAUAUUUUAAUGAAUGCUCAGUCCUUUAUAGAGGCCUUACAGACAAAUCCCCUAAUUACGUUACAAAUCUUGUGAUACCUAAUACAAAAGGAACAAAAGAAUUAUUAGGAAAAGACUUCAUGGAAAAAACAGAAGGUCUAAACUUUGAAGAAAAUUGUGAGAACUCUCUAGAACUUUCUCCACCAAUAUAUCUGCCAUCAUAUAAACGUUCUGAAUCUGGAAGUAAAGCAGAAUCAAAUCGACAAUGUUCUGAAAAAACCUUCGAAGAAAUAACAGAAUAUGAUCCAGGUUUUGAAGACUUAAAUUCCGAAAUAAUCACUGAUCAUAAAUCGUUUGACGCCAUCCAGUCCAUUAAGGAAACCGAACGAGAUAUUAUCGAGUUACAAGGAAUUAAAAAUAUUCAAAAUAAUUAUAAUCAAAAGUCCAAAUCUCUUAGUUCAGUGAAUUCUUUGUUUUUUAGCCUUCAUGGUUUCGUAUUUUGUUCUGCACAAGUUUGGAGUAAUUUGAUCAGUUUCUAUGUGCUUGCCUCAGGACGUGUGAAUAACUAUGAUAAAAUUUCAAAUUGUUCUUGUGGGGCAGAUUUCUGUAAUACUGACCAAGUGUGUGUUGAUACUAAAAUAGAAGAAGUCCCUGCAAAUAUCAGACAAUAUUACACAGGCGUGUGUUUUGCUUGUGGAAUCCUUUCUGUACUACUGAUAUGGCUACUUAAAUAA